Molecule: messenger RNA, 1985 nt
Organism: Lingula anatina
Lineage: Eukaryota; Metazoa; Brachiopoda; Lingulata; Lingulida; Lingulidae
Product: gamma-secretase subunit Aph-1
Biological process (GO): protein processing; positive regulation of catalytic activity
Cellular component (GO): membrane
Source: RefSeq, a predicted model, not a curated record
UUUACUGCGGACUAGUUCUUGAGGGUAUUUCCGUGUUGUUCCUUUCUCAUCCUCUUUUUGGUUCUUAAUUCAGUAAUCAUUCGAGUAGUUAGAGUCAUGUAAGGAGCUGUUUUUGUGCUUUUGCAGAUGGAUUUAUGAAAGGCUCCAGGAGUAGAAUAUUGAUUUUAAACAACUUGAAUCUUAGAAUUUACUUGACGGUCGUGUGGGAAGAGUGAGUCAUUGAAUUCUGACAAUACUUACCCUUUACGAGUACAAAUAGAUCUACAAUUGUUAGUAGACAUUUAAUAGGCGUGAAGAAUCUACAAAGGAAAGAUAAUGGCGCUUAUGGAAUUUUUUGGUUGUACAUUUAUUGCGUUCGGGCCUCCUCUGGCAUUGUUCUUAUUCACCAUUGCCAGGGAUCCACUCCGUGUUAUCAUCAUGAUGGCAAGCUCCUUUUUCUGGCUGUUGUCCUUGCUUGUGUCCUCCUUGCUGUGGUUUGCUGUUGUCCCAUUGAGACAGCAGCUGGCCUUUGGAGUGGUAUUCUCAGUAUUAUUCCAAGAAUUGUUCAGAUUCUUAUUCUAUAAAUUACUCUGCAAAGCAGAUGAAGGUUUGAAGAAAGUCGGAGAACAAGAAGAAGAAUCAUUAAGUUUGGUCAGGAAUAAACAUGUGCUGGCUUAUGUGUCAGGACUUGGGUUUGGAGUGAUAAGUGGUGCUUUCUCUUUGGUAAAUGUUCUGGCAGACAUGUCUGGGCCAGGAACUAUAGGGCUAAAUGGGGAGUCUGAGUACUUCUUCAUUACUUCAGCAUUCCUGACCCUGGCCUUCAUAUUUCUGCACACAUUCUGGGGAGUUGUGUUCUAUGCUGCCUGUGACAAGAAGAGCUAUGUGGGGAUUGCGGUGGUGAUCCUGUCUCACAUGCUGGUCUCAUGUCUGACCUUGUUAAACCAGAUGGACAAUCCCCCCUAUGCUGGGACUGUAAUUCCAGCGUAUAUAGUAUUGCUUGCUAUGGGAAUGUGGGCUUAUUACACUGCUGGGGGCUCCUUGAAGAAUAUCAAAGCUUUCUUUGGUUCUUUGUGGAGAAAGCCUGAAGGAUACAACCUAUAAACAUACUGGAUAGUUUCUGUCAAAGGGAAAUGCUGCCAUUAAAUUUUUCAGUUGAUGUUCAAUAUUUUCCACAUGAAAGUGAGUGUAGACUGGCAAUGGGGUUUGUGUAACGUUACCUUGGAAUGGAUGCGUGAAUAGAAUGUACAUAUUGAUAGUGUAUUAUAUAACCAGGGAUUUCUUCACUGUGUCUAUAACUAGUUUAACCAAAUUGCAGAAAAUGAAAGGAAAACAUGCUCUUAUGAAUUCAGAAGGUAGUUUCUUAUUGUAACCUGUGUUAUUAUUUGACCUUAGCGUGUUUUGCAAACUGUCCCUUUUAAAGCUAGAAAUCAAAACAAAUGUCUGUACAAAUAUGUUGUUGGAUCUUGAGCACAACAAGAAUAUUUUGUUGUAGCAACAUCCAAGACAUUAAAGCAUCUGGUAUGCAACCCAUUCUGUAGUAAAAGAACAUGUGUUUGUAAUAAACCAUGUCAGCAAAUUAUGACAUUUACUACCAUGGUUAUUAGAUACCCACUUUCAUUGUUUGUUUCAAGGUAAAACUUGUCGUCUUUUUCUUUUUUUUUUUUUUUUGUGACAUUUUGACAUGUAGUUAAUACAAUAAGUACCCUGUGUUUCUGGUUUUAAACACCAGGUACUCCAGUACUGCUGGACACUAAACCAAAAUAUUUAAAUACUUAAUUCAUCUUAUCAUACUGUAAGGUAUAUUUAAAAUAUAUACAUCAUCUUCACGUUGCAAAUAAUAUUGCAACUCGCUAAAACAGUUUUUGAUAAUUUAUUAUUUAAAAAAGCAUAUAGCACAUUAGCUUGCGCAUUAAAUUUUACUGUUAAUAUUUGGAAAACCAAAAUACACAGUUAAGCAUCUAUGAAGAUGACACAAUAAAUGUAAAAUGCAAAUAAAUAUUUUUUCC